AUGUUCUACAAGGCAGUUUGUCUAGUUUUCAUUGCUGUUGUUAUCGAACCAGCAUUUUGUGCCUGUAAUUUUCGAAUAAGAUGUUCUACGAAUUCAUCUUGCCGAAUUCCACUUUGUUCAUCGGCAACAUCGCUACCACAAUCUUCAUCCUGUCCACCACAAGCGCCAUGUCCCCCCCCGCCACCCCCUCCACCAUGUCCACCAGUGACAUGUCCAACAGUGCCAAGUUUACCAACACCACCACCUCCUUCACCUUGUCCUGCCACUUCAUGUCCACCAGCUACUUUACCACCAUCAUGUCCACCAUCAACCUGCCCACCUCUACCACCACCGCCUCCUCCAUGUCCUGUUUGUAAAGAAUCAUUACCACCACCACCUUGUGCACCAUGUGUAGCAACACCACCACCUCCCUCAAGUGAUACUCAAGUGUCUGUAGGAAGUGAAAAGGGAUACCAAACUGACCAAACUGGUAAAGAUGCAGAAGUUGAUAGUGCUGCAGCUAGUGGAUACGGCCAAGAAAUACCAAAAGCAGAAUCUGAAGUUAACAGUGGAGUUGGAGCUGUAGACAAAGAAGUAUCAAGCACAGAGCAAGGAACUUUAAUUAUUGGAGGAGGUGGAAGUAGUGAAGAAGGUUGUGAAAGCGGAUUGAAUGAUGUAAGCAUUGACUGCUGCGUUUCAUGCGAUGCACCAUGUAGACGUCGUGUAGUACAUCGACGAUUCCGCGGACGAGCAGCAUUCCGCCGCCGUACCGCUAAAAAUAAGCAUCACAGAACUUACAAUCGUAACAAACGUUCGAACCCUAACAUCUCGCAGUGCAAUGAUGAGAAGUUGCGAGUAGUGAUGGAAUCACAAAUAACAACUGACGUAACAAGUGCUAAACGACGAAUUCAAGCAGCAGCUGAAGCUCAUUUUGGUGUUACUUUCAAUGUGAUUUGCUCAACGAAAUCAUUUUCCUUCUUAUUAUACACGGAGAAAUACUGCCAAGCUUCGAGAGGGAGCGUCACGUGCUACGCUUUCAAUACUUCGUAA
This is a messenger RNA of Thelazia callipaeda (thelaziosis nematode), 1029 nucleotides long. The record is from the annotation of a GenBank genome assembly. Lineage: Eukaryota; Metazoa; Nematoda; Chromadorea; Rhabditida; Thelaziidae.